Messenger RNA from Bactrocera tryoni, 3009 nucleotides. RefSeq names its product glycogen [starch] synthase (gene GlyS). Gene Ontology annotation, cellular component: cytoplasm. The record is from RefSeq and is a predicted model, not a curated record. Gene Ontology annotation, biological process: glycogen biosynthetic process. The coding region runs from base 365 to 2434 and encodes 689 amino acids. The transcript has 9 exons. Gene Ontology annotation, molecular function: alpha-1,4-glucan glucosyltransferase (UDP-glucose donor) activity. NCBI's taxonomy places the organism in Eukaryota, Metazoa, Arthropoda, Insecta, Diptera, Tephritidae.
AAUACAGCAACAAAUAUUCAAGGUAUCCCAGCAAGUUGAUUUCGCUUAGUUUGUUCCUGCGGACAAUUUGGCUUUUUUUGAUAAAAAAUAGUUGAGAUUGUAAAUCGUGAUUUAAAUAUACUAAAUGAAAAAGGGUGCAAUUGUAAACCAUUCUUAAGUUAAGUAAGUGUGACAGCUCGUCUAGGCCGGCGAAUUUUGAAGUGAAGCAAGCUCUUGUUAUUGACCUUUAUUUGACAUUUAUAAAUAAGAGCGGUAGCAGAAUAUUUUGCAGAAAAGCUAGUUUGUCAGCCGUUUUCGACCGACCAUAAAUUCGUAGAGGUGCAUACGGAAAGUUGGACGCAGUCGACUUCCAACUAUCUGCAAGAUGAAUCGGCGAUUUUCUCGAGUAGAGUCCGGUGGUGACUUAAAAGAUUUCUUUGAUCGCGGGGACAUUGCUUCUCGAGAAAAUCGAUGGAAUUUUGAAAUAGCAUGGGAGGUGGCUAACAAGGUUGGAGGCAUCUACACAGUCAUUCGUUCUAAAGCAUAUGUUUCAACAGAAGAGAUGGGUGAGCAGCUGUGUCUCAUGGGCCCUUAUAAAGAGCAUUGUGCACGCACAGAAAUGGAGGAGAUAGAAUUUCCACGCGGUAAUCCACUUCUAGAGGCGGUGAAUACAAUGAGAACGCGCGGUUAUAAAAUACAUACAGGACGUUGGUUAGUCGAUGGUAACCCUCAACUCAUACUGUUUGAUAUCGGCUCAGGUGCAUGGAAAUUGGAUCAAUUCAAAUCAGAGUUAUGGGAAAAAUGCCAUGUUGGUGUGCCACAUUUAGAUGUUGAAACAAACGAUGCGAUUAUAUUAGGCUUUAUGAUUGCUGAAUUUCUUGAGGAGUUUCGAAAUCGUGCUUUAGAUUAUUCUAGUAACCAUGAACUGCAAACCCCUAGAAUAGUCGCUCAUUUUCACGAAUGGCAAGCUGGUGUAGGCUUGAUCGCGCUACGGACACGACAUGUAGAAAUUGCUACAGUUUUCACAACGCAUGCUACACUUUUGGGCCGUUAUCUGUGUGCUGGUAACACAGAUUUCUAUAAUAAUUUGGACAAGUUUGCUGUAGAUGAAGAAGCGGGAAAACGACAAAUUUACCACCGAUAUUGUAUUGAAAGAGCUGCCACUCAUUUAUCUCAUGUGUUCACAACAGUAUCUGAAAUUACCGGAUAUGAAGCAGAACAUUUACUCAAGCGAAAACCUGAUAUCAUAACGCCAAAUGGUCUCAAUGUGAAAAAAUUUUCCGCCAUACACGAAUUCCAAAACUUGCAUGCAGUUGCUAAAGAAAAAAUCAACGAAUUCGUUCGAGGACAUUUUUAUGGACAUAUGGAUUUUGAUUUAGAUAAGACGCUUUAUUUUUUUAUUGCCGGACGAUAUGAAUUUGGAAAUAAAGGUGCUGAUAUAUUUAUAGAAUCGUUAGCUCGACUCAAUGCAAUGUUAAAACAUGAGAAGCCUGAUACAACUGUUGUCGCGUUCCUUAUAUUUCCCACCAAAGUAAAUAAUUUUAAUGUAGACUCCCUACGGGGACACGCAGUUAUUAAACAAUUGCGCGACACCAUUAACAACGUACAAAAUUCUAUUGGGAAACGUAUGUUUGAUUCUUGCGUAAAAGGACAUAUACCAAGCUCAGAUGAACUUCUUACAAAAGAUGAUUUGGUUAAAAUUAAGCGAUGCAUGUUUGCUAUGCAGAGAGAUUCAAUGCCUCCAGUUACUACACAUAAUAUAAUUGAUGACUGGAAUGACCCUGUUUUGAGUUCUAUUCGUCGGUGCAAUUUAUUCAACUCGGUGCAUGAUAGAGUGAAAAUGGUGUUCCAUCCAGAGUUUUUAACGUCUACAAAUCCGCUUUUUGGUAUUGAUUAUGAAGAAUUUGUACGUGGCUGCCAUUUAGGAGUAUUUCCGUCGUACUAUGAACCUUGGGGAUACACUCCAGCGGAGUGCACAGUUAUGGGGAUACCAAGCAUAACUACAAAUUUGUCUGGCUUUGGUUGUUUUAUGAAUGAGCAUAUUUGCGACCCAAAGUCUUAUGGUAUAUAUAUUGUUGACCGUCGAUACAUUGGUUUAGAAAACAGUGUUCAACAACUUUCCGGAUUUAUGAUGGAGUUUGCAAGAUUAAAUCGACGACAACGCAUAAUUCAGAGAAAUCGUACGGAACGUCUCAGCGAUCUUUUAGAUUGGAGAACCUUAGGAAUUUAUUACCGCCAAGCUAGAGUUAAGGCACUACAAGCAGUUUACCCUGAUUAUGUUGAUGAUGGAUCUCUCUACAGUUCACGGAGUACAUUGAACUUUUCUAGGCCCUUCAGUGAACCACCAAGCCCUACAUCCUCCAGACACACAACCCCUGCUCCAUCAGUGCAUGGCUCUGACGAUGAAGAUUCCGUAGAUGAUGAAAAAGAAUUAAAGGAAUUGGGAAUUAAGUAAAAACAUUUUCAAUUGUAGAUUCUAUUCUACAUAUGUGGCUAAUUCAUAUUAACAAAUUUAAAAUUUUUUUAAAUGCAGUUGAUAUUAAUUGUUGUGUAUAAAAUAGAGAUUUUAAAUUAUAUUAUAGUUUUAAGUUAUUUCAUUGAAAUAAUACUUAACAAUUCGUGAAACCUCAUUAGCCACAAGAGCAUAUGCCCAUGUUUGAAGAGUAAUUAUGUUCAAACUGUAUUUGUUGCCCUGAUGUGGCUUUAUAAAUUCUGACAACUUAGGGCAAGAAAUACAAAUAUUAUCGUUCUAAAAUGCAUAUUUCUUUCAAUAGUUGAUUUUCAAGAAGUAAUAAUUUUUUCGCGUUUUUUGAAAGUUUAUUUUUUUACAUUUAUAUUUUGGUAGGACGUACAGACAAAUCUUAAACUGAUUUAAAUAACGUUAUGUUAAAUAGGACGAAUACGAAUCACGAAUAUUGGGAAACAUAUGUCGCUUUUAGUAGGUCUGUUAUUAAACAGUUAUAUAUUCUGACAACAUCUUGUUUAUGUCGAAUACGUGAUGCAUAAAAUUGUGUUAAAAAGAGUUUAAAA